Molecule: messenger RNA, 9395 nt
Organism: Callorhinchus milii (elephant shark)
Lineage: Eukaryota; Metazoa; Chordata; Chondrichthyes; Chimaeriformes; Callorhinchidae
Gene: fasn
Product: fatty acid synthase
Exons: 43
Coding region: 206-7756 (2516 amino acids)
Biological process (GO): fatty acid biosynthetic process
Cellular component (GO): cytoplasm
Molecular function (GO): 3-oxoacyl-[acyl-carrier-protein] synthase activity; fatty acid synthase activity; phosphopantetheine binding
Source: RefSeq, a predicted model, not a curated record
CUCACAGACAGGGAAUAAGCACAGACACACACACACAUAUAUAUAUAUAUCUUAUUAUACACGUGCAAACACAUCAUCAUCUUAAACCAAACACCCAGCAGUAUACUCAGCCAUUGCACACACUUCCAAACAGCAGAGAGAAAAUAACCUCGUCGAGAAAGCAAAGGAAAGAGAUACACAGCUCAGCUAAUAAACCAGAACCAGAAUGGAGGACAUAGUGGUCGCUGGGAUUGCAGGAAGACUCCCGGAGUCAGACAACUUGCAAGAAUUCUGGGAUAACCUGAUCAAUGGUGUUGAUAUGGUAACGGAAGAUGACAGACGAUGGAAGCCAGGAUUAUAUGGGCUCCCUCACAGAAAUGGAAAGCUGAAGGAGAUCAGCAAGUUUGAUGCAGCUUUCUUCGGUGUCCACCCCAAGCAAGCGCACACAAUGGAUCCCCAGCUUCGACUCAUCCUGGAGAUCGCGUACGAAGCUAUUGUGGAUGGAGGAAUAAACCCGUCUGCUAUGCGCGGCAGCAAUACUGGGGUGUGGAUUGGGGUGAGUGGCUCGGAGGCAGCAGAAGCCUUUAGCAGAGACCCAGAGGAGCUACUGGGCUACAGCAUGACUGGCUGUCAACGCGCCAUGUUCGCCAACAGACUCUCGUACUUCUUCGAUUUCAAAGGUCCAAGCUCUGCCAUUGACACUGCCUGCUCCUCCAGCCUGCUCGCUCUGGAGAACGCCUUUCAGGCCAUCCGACACGGUCAGUGCGACGCUGCCAUCGUGGGAGGAGUGAAUCUCCUGCUAAAACCCAACACAUCGGUGCAGUUCAUGAAGCUGGGCAUGCUCAGUCCUGAUGGAACCUGCAAGUCCUUUGAUGCUUCAGGUAAUGGAUACUGUCGAUCUGAAGCAGCUGUAGUCGUGCUGGUGACGAAGAGAUCGGCGGCCAAACGUGUUUAUGCUACAAUAGUCAACGCAGGAAGCAACACCGAUGGCUACAAGGAACAAGGUGUGACAUUCCCUUCUGGGGAAAUGCAGCAGAGGUUGCUAAAGGCAGUGUACGAUGAAGCAGGAAUUUCACCGACUGACGUGGAAUAUGUAGAAGCACAUGGUACUGGAACCAAGGUCGGUGACCCACAGGAAGUGAAUGGAAUUGUCAAUGUUUUCUGCCAAGGCAAGCGGCAGCCAUUGCUGAUCGGUUCGACUAAGUCCAACAUGGGUCACCCUGAACCUGCGUCAGGAUUGGCUGCCUUAGCGAAGGUUGUGCUAUCCCUGGAGCAUGGUGUAUGGGCUCCAAACAUUCACUACGACACUCCCAAUCCCGAUGUGUCAGCUCUGCAGGACGGCAGCAUCCGGGUGGUGACUGAGCCCAUCCCAGUAAAGGGCGGGAUCGUGGGAGUCAAUUCCUUUGGAUUCGGUGGUUCCAACGUCCACGUUAUCCUGCGCCCCAACGAGAAGCGGGCGCUCCCUGCCCAGGUCCCGGCCACCCCUCGGUUAGUCCAGGCGUGUGGCCGCACAGCGGAGGCCGUGGAGGCACUGAUUGAACAAAGCAAGCAGCACGAGGCGGACUCCAACUUCCUGAGCAUGCUCAACGACAUCUCGACCAUGCCGACCUCUGCCAUGCCCUACAGAGGCUACACGGUGGUGGGAAACGAACUGGACAUUAAAGAGGUGCAGCAAGUGCAGGCCUCCGGGAGGCCACUUUGGUACAUUUGCUCAGGUAUGGGAACUCAAUGGGUCGGAAUGGGUCGCAACCUGAUGAAACUGGGAAUAUUCCGCGACUCCAUUCUGCGUUCUGACAAGGCGCUGACAAAGACCAAACUGAAGGUCUCGGACCUCCUCAUGAGCACCGACGAGACCAUAUUUGAUGACACCGUGCACGCCUUUGUCGGCCUCGCUGCCAUCCAGAUUGCACAGAUAGACAUGUUGAAGGCAGUGGGUCUGAGUCCCGAUGGUAUAAUUGGGCACUCGGUGGGGGAGCUGGCCUGCGGCUAUGCUGAUGGCUCGUUGACUCACGAAGAAGCUGUUUCAGCAGCGUACUGGAGAGGACGAUGCAUCAAGGAAGCCAAGCUCCCACCUGGGGCAAUGGCUGCAGUUGGUCUGACGUGGCAGGAAUGCAAAGAACAGUGUCCAGAAGGAGUGGUCCCAGCUUGUCACAACGCAGAGGAUACAGUCACAAUCUCUGGGCCACAGGAAGCCGUGAGUAAGUUUGUGGUCAAACUGAAGGAGGAUGGAGUCUUCGCCAAGGAAGUCCGUACGGCUGGUGUGGCUUUCCACUCUUACUACAUGGCGUCCAUCGCACCAACCCUCUUGAAUGCCCUGAAGAAGGUUAUAACGGUUCCCAAGCUGCGUUCGCCCCGCUGGAUCAGCACGUCAAUCCCGGAGGCCAACUGGAACACUCACCUGGCUAAAUACUCCUCUGCCGAGUAUCACGUCAACAAUCUGGUCAGCCCAGUGCUCUUCCAGGAGGGUGUGCAACACAUUCCAGACAAUGCCGUCGUAAUCGAGAUUGCUCCUCAUGCCCUGCUUCAGGCUAUUCUGAAGAGGAGUCUCAAAGCUUCUAGUGUGAUCUUACCCCUGAUGAAGCGAGGACACAGUCACAACGCGGAGUAUUUCCUUACGCACAUCGGCAAAGCCUACGCGAGCGGAGUGAACCUGGACUCCAACAAAUUGCACCCUCCCGUGGAGUACCCCAUCCCAGCUGGAACCCCCUUAAUUUCACCCCAUAUCAUGUGGGACCACAGUCAGGUGUGGGACGUACCCAAGACAGAGGAUUUCCCAUGUGGUUCUGGGGGCUCGACGUCUACCACGGUGUUUAAUAUUGAUAUGAGCUCAGAAUCUCCUGACAGUUACAUGGUUGGCCAUUGUAUCGAUGGCAGAGUAUUGUACCCAGCAACUGGGUAUCUGGUUCUCGCUUGGCGAACACUGUUGCGAUUGACUGGCGCUGUUAUGGACCAGACAUCAGUGAUAUUUGAAGACGUUACCAUCUACAGGGCAACAAUCCUCCCUAAAACAGGUUCUGUGCAGCUCGAAGUCCGGCUGAUGCCUGCGUCGAAUCGAUUUGAGGUGUCUGAGAACGGAAACUUGGCUGUCAGUGGAAAAGUGUCUUUUCUGGAAGAAACGGCUCUCGAUAACUUCAGGAACCAGAUAAAGGCACGGCCGGAAAUCACAGAUACAGAUGCAAAGUUCCACCUGUCCUCGGGUGACAUUUAUAAGGAGCUGCGCUUGCGAGGAUAUGACUACGGAAAAACAUUCCAGGGAAUCCUCGAGUCCAAUAAUGCUGGAGACACGGGCAAGAUACUCUGGACUGGGAACUGGGUGACCUUCCUAGACACCAUGUUGCAGAUGAUUGUGGUCGGACUGUCAGGACGCAGUCUCAGGCUACCCACUCGUGUCCGCUCGGUGUGCAUCGACCCCCAACUUCAGGAAGAGAAGGUCCAGGAGUACAAGGAUGACAAAAAAGCUGUGGAUGUCGUGGUGGACAGGUGCCUGGACAGUAUAACAGCGGGAGGGGUGCAGAUCUGCGGCCUUCAUGCCACUGUAGCCCCCCGGCGUCAGCAGCAGCAGAGCCCACCCACGCUGGAGGAGUUCCACUUCAGCCCCUACGUUGAGACCGACUGUCUGAGCAGCAGUGAGAGGCUUCGCUCGUGCCUUGCCCACUGCAAAGGUUACGUACAGAAGCUCCAGGAGAAGCUGUCCCACCACGGGCUGAAGCUGUCCUUCUCGGGCCUUCCCGACGGCCUGACUGCCUCUGCCAGGGCUCCUGACUCCGAGCGAGGACUUCCACACAUGCUCGGUGUGCUCUGCAGUCUGGACCUGAAUGGGAACCUCUGGUCGGAGCUGCAGCAGACAGUGGAGAGGGAGAAGGUGUGCUUGCGAGAUGACGACUUGCUGAAUGCGUUACUUGACAGCCCAGCACUGAAAUCCUGUCUCGACACUUCUCUGGAGAAUCUCUCCAGCAGGAAGAUGAAGAUUGUAGAGGUCCUGACGGGUGACGGAAACUUAUUCUCUCGUGUCCUUCCGCUGCUGAACACUCAGCCGAUGCUCCAGAUGGAUUACAUUGCCACCGAUCGGAAUCCCGACCUGCUGGCAGACAGCCACAAACAGCUGGAAGACCUGGGCAUUUCCAUCAGCCAGUGGGACCCGGAGACACCUGCCACCCCAAACCUGGCCAAUACCGAUUUGGUCGUCUGGAACAAUUCCGCAUCCCUGAUCGAGGAUCCCAUGACUGCCGUUUCCAAUGUGGCCGCCACGGUGAAAGAGGGCGGCUUUGUGCUGCUGCACACUCUUCUGAAGGGAGAAACACUCGGGGAGACGAUUGCAUUCCUUACCGGCAAAGAUCCCAAGCAAUCGCAAGGGUUGCUAACGCAGACUGAAUGGGCCGAGGCAUUCAGCCAGAGCUCUCUGAACCUGGUCAGCAUGAAGAAGUCCUUCUACGGCUCAGUCGUACUUCUGGGUCGAAAACAGGCAGCGCAAAAAACACCCGUGUUCCUGCUUGUGGAUGGGGCAGAUUUCACUUGGGUUGAGCCACUGAAAGCUGAGUUAGCCGAGAUUUCGGACGAGCCGAUCUGGCUGAUGGUGACCAGCUGUGGGAAUUCAGGUGUGGUGGGAAUGGUGAACUGCCUUCGCCAGGAACCUGGUGGUCAUAGAAUAAGGUGUGUGUUUGUGUCGAACUUGAUCUCCUCCUCGCCCGUUCCGUCUCUGGAUCGCAAUGGAAAGGUGAUGAAAACCAUUCUCCGCAACGACCUGGUAAUGAACGUCUCCCGUGACGGUCACUGGGGAGCUUUCCGGCACUUUCUAUUGCAACAAGGUCAGAGUAAGGAACAGACAGAGUACGCCUAUGUGAAUGUGCUGACCCGCGGCGACCUCUCCUCUCUCUCUUGGAUUCUCUCGCCUCUGCAACACUUCCAGCCCAUCGAUCCCAACAUUCAGCUGUGCAAAGUGUACUACGCGUCUCUGAACUUCCGGGACAUCAUGCUGGCAACUGGGAAGCUGCCACCUGAUGCAAUCCCAGGUGAUGUAGCCCUGCAACAGUGCAUGUUGGGAAUGGAGUUUUCAGGGCGGGAUCCUGAUGAGCAGAGGGUGAUGGGGUUGCUCCCGGCCAAAGGACUGGCAACCUUCGUCGACUGUGACCGGCGGUUCUUGUGGGAAGUCCCGGAAACCUGGACCCUGGAGGAGGCUGCUUCAGUGCCGGUUGUCUAUUCCACCGCGUACUAUGCCUUAGUGGUGCGAGGGCGGAUGAAGAAGGGGGAGAGUGUGCUCAUCCACUCAGGGUCUGGAGGUGUUGGUCAGGCGGCUAUCGCCAUCGCCCUCAACAUGGGAUGCCGUGUCUUCGCUACCGUUGGUUCUGCAGAGAAACGAGCUUACCUACAGCAGCGAUUCCCACAGCUGAGAGAUGAUUCCUUUGCAAAUUCUCGAGACACUUCCUUCGAGCAGCACAUCCUACGUGUGACGGCUGGUAAAGGUGUGGAUCUGGUGCUGAAUUCAUUGGCUGAAGAGAAGCUGCAGGCCAGUCUGCGCUGCCUGGCCCGUCAUGGACGCUUCCUGGAGAUUGGCAAAUAUGACCUUUCCAACAACAACCCCCUGGGCAUGGCCCUCUUCCUGAAGAACAUAGCGUUCCACGGAAUCCUGCUCGAUGCCUUGUUUGAAGAAGGAAACCGGGAGUGGGAGGACGUGUCAGAGCUCCUGAAGAAUGGGAUAAACUCGGGUGUUGUCAAGCCCCUGAAGACCACGGUGUUCGAUCGAGACGAUGUGGAAGCUGCUUUCCGAUUUAUGGCUCAAGGCAAGCACAUCGGAAAGGUGGUCCUGAAGGUUCGGGAGGAGGAAGGUCGAUGUGGCACAGUGAGCUCCGAGCAGCUCUCCAUCGCUGCGCUCUCCCGCACCGCCUGCCCGGCUGCAAAGUCCUACAUCAUCACCGGCGGCCUGGGAGGCUUCGGCUUGGAGCUGGCACAGUGGCUGAUCGAGAGAGGGGCUCGGAAACUGGUGCUGACUUCCCGCUCUGGCAUUCGCACUGGUUACCAGGCCAAGCGAGUGCGUGAAUGGAAGGAGACGGGUGUUGAUGUGCUGAUUUCCACCAGUGACGUCGGUUCCUUGGAGGGAACUCGGCGUCUCAUCACCGAGGCCUCUGCACUUGGCACUGUGGGCGGCAUCUUCCACUUGGCUAUGGUUCUGAGGGAUGGCAUGUUGGAGAACCUGACUCCAGAGCUAUUCAAAGACGUCAGUCAGCCCAAAUACAGUGGGACGCUUCACUUGGACAAGGUCAGCAGGGAGAAGUGUCCAGCCCUCGACUAUUUUGUUGUUUUCUCGUCUGUGAGCUGUGGCCGUGGUAACGCUGGCCAGAGUAACUAUGGCUUUGCCAACUCCGCCAUGGAACGUGUGUGCGAGCAAAGAUGCCGCGAUGGAUUGGCAGGCCUAGCCAUACAAUGGGGUGCUAUCGGAGAUGUGGGCAUUGUCCUUGAAGCCAUGGGUAAUAAUGACACUGUAAUUGGCGGCACCCUACCCCAGAGGAUUAGCUCGUGUUUGGACGUCUUGGACCGGUUCCUAAACCAGGCUCACCCGGUCAUGUCCAGCUUUGUCCUCGCUGAGAAGACGAUCGUCAUGAAGACCGAUGGCAGUGGCCAGCGGGACCUUGUUGAGGCUGUCGCCCAUAUUCUCGGCGUACGUGACAUCAGCAGUUUGAACCCAGAUGCAACUCUUGCUGACCUGGGCCUUGAUUCCCUGAUGGGGGUGGAAGUGCGGCAGACACUGGAGAGAGACUAUGAUAUCGUCAUGGCCAUGAGAGAUAUCCGACUACUGACGAUCAAUAAAUUGCGUGAACUGUCAAACACAUCGGGCAAGGCGGAAGAAUCGAAGCCGUCACCUCUGAAGAACAGUGCCGACUCCGACCUGAAAGAUUUGGAUCUCAACAUUCUGCUCGUCAAUCCCGAAGCUCCAACCGUCACCCAGCUCAACAAUGUAGAGAGUAACGAGCGACCUCUCUUUUUAGUCCACCCUAUCGAGGGCUCAAUUGAAGCCUUCAAGGCCCUCACUUCCAGAGUCAGCGUUACUUGCUAUGGUCUGCAGUGUACACAAGCUGCCCCCCUGGACAGCAUUCAGAACCUGGCCUCCUACUACAUUGACUGCAUUAAACAGGUCCAGGCUGAGGGCCCCUAUAGAAUCGCAGGCUACUCCUUUGGUGCCUGUGUGGCUUUUGAGAUCUGCAGACAGCUCCAAGCGCAGGCAAAGAUUCCACGUCCUGUCGACUGCCUGUUCCUGUUUGAUGGCUCCCACUCGUACGUGGCUGCAUACACCCAGAGUUACAGAGCAAAACUGACCCCUGGAAAUGAGGGAGAAGCAGAAACUGAGGCGAUGUGUGCAUUUGUUCAGCAGUUCACAAACACAGAAUACAACAAGAUCUUGGAGAGAUUGCUGCCACUGAAGGACUUGCAAACGAGAGUUGAUGCAGUUGUUGAUAUGAUAACCACAAGCCAUAAAAGCAUCAACCGUGACACACUGAGCUUUGCUGCCACCUCCUUUUACUACAAACUCAAAGCAGCAGAUCAGUAUAUCCCUGCUUCCAAAUUCAAUGGCAACAUCACACUGCUGCGGGCCAAAACCAGCAGCGAGUAUGAAGUGGGUCUGGGUGGAGAUUACAGACUCUCUGAGGUUUGUGAUGGAAAGGUCUCGGUACACAUAAUUGAAGGAGAUCAUCGCACAUUCUUAAAAGGAGCAGGAGUGGAGUCAGUUGUCAGCAUCAUCCACAGCACCUUGGCGGAGCCACGGGUUGCCGCUCGCGAGGGCUGAGCCAGAGCAGUGAGGCAUUGUCAACAGCCGUGGUUCUGACACGUGCAAUAGACUGUACAGCUAUUGUCUUUUCACAAUGAAUAGAAUUGUUGCAAAACUGUAAUUUUUUUUUGUGUGGCUUACAAUUGUAGCUCAAAGGCAGUAAAUAUAGUGCUUGAUAGCGAAACUGGUGCAUAGAAGGACCAAAACACACAAGAAAAACUGACUGACCCAUUUCUGAGACGUUUAUUGUCUAUGAGGAAAUGGAAACCAAUGAUGUUUCAGUUUUUGUUUGUAAAGUUGAAUAGCUUGUAAACAAUAUUGUGACGCGGACUUUGCAAAUAGCAUGAUCCAUUCCUCUGUGUUUUUUAGAGCGAUUGAUUUUGUUUUCAUAAAAUGUUAUGUUUAUAUAAUUUUUUCCUUCUAUACUGUAAACUAUUUAUUUUUUGGUGUGUGCGUGGAAUUAAAAUAAAGGUGCAGUUCAUUUGGCAGUAAAAUGUUUGGCACUCUCCAUCCACUCAAACCUUGGAUCGUUGAGUUGCAGAUAUUGUUAUCAUUUAGAAAGGUCAGUGACCAAUUGCAACUGGGAUGAAUUGGUGGCUUGAAUGCGUUUUGAUCCCAUGCAUUUCCCUCUCCCUCCCAGCACGCUUGACUAAAGAUUUAUCAGUCAAUCAGGCUUACUGGAUGGUAAACCACACAACAUUGAAGCUGUCUGUCAGAGUGAAUAAAAACCUGGGGGAAUGAAAAAUGCUAUGUGCCAUCAUCGUGCACUGCCCACCACCAACUCCUCAGCACGUAAGAUUGGUGACAGUCUCGGCAAAGAUUCUUUUCCCACAGUUUAGACCCUCCGAAGCUGAUAGAGGGAAUCUGAUGGUGCGCAAUUUCUCAAAGGAGGGUGAAGCUGCCCAAACUGUUUCAUUAAAUAAAAUAACUAACAAGACCCAAACUUGCAUUGUAAGGGUAUUUAUUGCCUGCGUAGGUUAUUCAAGAGCAAUUGGCUGCCGCGUUUCGCCCACAAAAUAUACAGUCAAUUCACUUUACAGUAUAUUCUGUGAAGCGCUUAGAGACGACUCAAUGAUGUAAUACGUCACUAUAUCAAACGCAAGGAUUAUUAUAAGAGCAGCAACUGGCCUGUUUCUGUGGAGGUGGGAGGAAAACCUUACUUUCUCUCUAAUGUAAUUUUUUUAUAUAUCGAAGGUGCUUCCGAUGGAUGCAAAGUUUGAAAAAAUUGCAUUUUGAGCAGAAUUUCCCCCAAUAAACAGCAGAAUAAAUUGCAUAUGAAAAAAGAUUAUCCUAUUCAGCAUUUGAACUCGAUAUUCCCCAAUUGUUUUUUUUCCCCCCAAGAAUUACCAGACUCACAGAAUAAACUGUUGAAAGCAAAUGAUACGAAGUCCAGUGACAAGGAGGAACAUAAAGAUACAUUUGUGUGAGGUAUAUUGCCAGGAAAGAAUUUAUUUAACAAUGGAGAAAGCCCUCCCAACGUUGACAGAAGCAGGCCAAAUAAGUGAGGUGUUUGAAAUGUCAGUGGACAAUGUAGCUCAUUGAAUUCUUUUUCAUGUAUUUGUGAUGUGUCUAUGUUUUCCUUGGUUUUGUAAAAUGGCUACUCUGGACAGUAUUCAUGGCUUUUAUUUUAUGUUUUAAUAAAAAUCAAUAUCCGAAA